This is a messenger RNA of Anoplophora glabripennis (Asian longhorned beetle), 299 nucleotides long. RefSeq lists its product as uncharacterized. The coding region runs from base 60 to 299 and encodes 79 amino acids. The record is from RefSeq and is a predicted model, not a curated record. NCBI's taxonomy places the organism in Eukaryota, Metazoa, Arthropoda, Insecta, Coleoptera, Cerambycidae. The transcript is spliced from 2 exons.
CCCACAGAGAAAAAUAUAAAUAGAGUUCGGUGCCCACAAAAAUCACACAAUCAUCAAAGAUGAAGUUCCAGAGCAUUGUUCUUGUGGCUUUAGUAGCAAUCGUGGCAGUACAGGCGGUGCCUUACUUUGGACCUGAACACCAUCAAAGGAUUGAUCGCAGACGUGAACAUCACAACCACCAUGAUUCGUGGAGGCACGCUCCAGAAGAUCACCAUGCGAGGAUAGUGCCAUAUGUAGAGGAAGACCCAUCUUCACCCCCACCACCUCCUAGUGAUGAACCGUCCCAACCAAGUGANUGA